UAUUUGCCAGCUCUAAUCCAAAAUCUCUUCAAACAAAAAAAAAAUAGGCAGAAAAAACAAUACCAUUUUACAAAAUCUCUUAAAAUCUGAAAUUUAAUCAUGUUUUAAUCAUAAAAUAUUGAAAAUUUGUCACCAAAUUCAGAAAGGGGUAAAUAUCACCUAAACAGUGAACUGUGGAGAGAAAGAGAAACGACAAAAUGGUGUAACACCAUGCAAUGUAAAUAAGAAAAUUACCAGAAAAAUAUGUGUGGAAAACAAAGUACAAAGUGAAAGUUGAAGUGUUUUUCUUUUUCGCUGUCUUACUGGUGUCGAACAUGGUUCGAAUUAAAACGAAUGAUGUGCAAAAUUAAUUGCAAAAAUAACAUUUCAUCACAUUAUUGGUGCAAGUGAAAGAGGAGGAGGAAGAAGAAGAAGACAAAUGCAAAUACACUCUUGUUAAGAGAAGGAAGUGUAAAGGGAGGGCUGACACAGAUGAAUGGCAAAUAAUUUAAAUAAUUUGCAAAUCACUACUUUCAAAUUAUUUCGAACAGUUAUUAAAGGGACAUAAUCUUUGUAAAUAAACAAAAAAUCUUGCUUAGCAUCGUUAAAGAGUCCAAGAUAAAACUCUCCCCAUAUUGAUAUUAAAAGUGAAUAAACAAUCAUCUGGAGGCACGGCCACAGCUUGCUAAAAGCCGUUGCUGUUGUCUGAGAAGCUGUUGUUGGUAGAUCCUUUCUAGCAGAGGAGGAAAAGGGUAGAACUUACUGUUGUUGAACAUGUGCGACCCAGUUUUGAAGAAGCAGAAAUGGACUUGCGAUUAUUGCACCUACGAAAACUUCCCCUCAGCCAUCAAAUGCACCAUGUGUAAGGGGGUUAAACCGAUGGUUAAUGAGGACAUAUUUCGACUGAGUCCUCCCCAAACAUCCUAUGUCGGCAAUGCCGAGGCCCAUGGUGCAGUAGCCGAGGUUAUUGACUCGCAACCAUUGGGUUUGAUUGCUUGUUCACGUCAGGAUACGCAAAAUGUGACUGAUGAUGUUGUGACAUCAACCGAUGCCGAUUGUAAAUGGUCCUGCAAAAUGUGUACUUACAAGAAUUGGCCCCGAAGUAUACGAUGUGUUCAGUGUUACACCAAGAAAGGAGCUACAGCGGCAGAAACAAGUCCUUCGCGUGAAAUUGGUGCCACCUCAGUGGCAAGUCAGCGUUCUUCACCGAUAAUGGCACAUAGUGCAAUGGAACGCGAUAUUAUUGAUACGAAGUCAUUCAUCGACCCUUGCCCCCAAGCAGAGGCCAGUAGCAAUCAACAUCAACUGCAGGAGAGGCUUAGUAAAAUGCAAAUAGCAACCAACAUAGAUGCCGAAAUGAAUGCCAGCAAUAGUGCGGCCAGUGCUGCUGGGGCGGCUGCAGCCGCACAACGUCUAAGCCCGAUCGAGGGCUCUUCAACUAUACAUCUCAAUAAUCUCGCCAAUAAUAGUUCAGUCCAGACACAAUCCACCACCACCUGCUUAUCAUCCACCUCGUCAAAUACACAGCUAGCAAGCUACACCAAAAAAUGGGCCUGCAAUACUUGUACUUAUGAAAAUUUCCCAAAAAGUCUCAAAUGUUCCAUGUGUGGCAAUCCUCGUGAUAGUAAUAGUUCAUCUUCUGCCACUGCCAACAAUAGCAUUGAAAACAAUGGCAGCGCAGCAAGUGGCGGCGGGGCAGUGAUUGGAAAUAGUAAUAAUCAAAGUAGUAUAUCCUGUAGUAGUGAUAAAAUGAAUGAUACCGUCUCAUCGAAUAAUUCCUUUAACAAACAACAAAAUAUUUAUCAACUUGGUUCUGAUACUAUUAAUAACUGUGAUACAAUGCAAGAACGUCAGGAACGUCGAAUAAGACAAAUAAGACGUCAAGUUGAUUGGCAAUGGUUAAAUGCUUGUUUGGGCGUGGUGGAGAACAACUAUAGUGCGGUCGAGGCGUAUCUUUCAUGUGGCGGCAAUCCGGCUCGAUCACUAACCAGUACUGAAAUUGCAGCUUUGAAUCGUAAUUCCGCAUUCGAUGUGGGCCAUACCCUAAUUCAUUUGGCCAUACGAUUUCACCGUGAGGAGAUGUUGCCUAUGCUAUUAGCACAAAUUUCCGGCUCUGGUCCUGGUAUAAAACGAGUACCAUCGUAUGUUGCACCCGACUUGGCGUCCGACAUACGUCGCCACUUUGCCAAUAUGUUGCGGAUGCGGAAAUCCAUGUUUCCCUGUACAUAUGUUCAGGAACAUGCCACAUUUGUACUACCAGCUGAAAUAGAAGAACUACCAUUGCCCAUUCAAGAGCAAUUGUAUGACGAGCUAUUGGAUCGCGAUGCCCAAAAACAACUGGAAAACCCUCCACCAGCCUUAAACUGGUCUCUGGAGAUAACAGCACGUCUGGGGUCGCGUUUAAUGGUUCUAUGGAACCGAAGUGCCGGUGACUGUCUCUUAGAUUCUGCCAUGCAGGCCACAUGGGGAGUCUUUGACAGAGAUAAUAUAUUACGCAGGGCAUUAGCAGAUAGUUUACAUCAAUGUGCGCCGAUAUUUUAUUCUCGCUGGAAAGAGUAUGAAAUGGUGCAGGCAUCUAUGUUACAUUUUACUUUGGAAGAGGCCCAAUGGCAAGAAGACUGGUCCACAUUACUGUCGUUAGCAAGCCAGCCAGGGGCGUCCCUGGAACAAUUGCAUAUUUUUGCUUUGGCCCACAUACUGAGGAGGCCAAUCAUUGUUUAUGGUGUUAAGUAUGUUAAAAGUUUUCGUGGAGAAGACAUUGGAUUUGCCAGAUUUGAGGGUGUAUAUUUACCUUUAUUUUGGGAUCAAAAUUUCUGCAUAAAAUCACCAAUUGCUUUAGGUUAUACCAGAGGUCAUUUUAGUGCAUUGGUGCCAAUGGAACCAUAUGCUCGAAUUGAUUUGCGUCGCGACGAGCCUGAGGAUGUAACCUAUUUACCACUGAUGGAUUGUGAAUCAAAAUUAUUGCCAAUACAUUUUCUCAAACAAUCGGAGAUGGGACGCGAAGAAGCUAUAAUGCGUCAAUGGCUUGAUGUUUGUGUUACCGAAGGUGGAUUAUUGGUGGCCCAACAGAAACUACGUAAACGUCCUCUAUUAGUUGCCCAAAUGUUAGAAGAGUGGCUAAAUCACUAUCGUAGAAUAGCACAAGUUAUAACAGCUCCCUUUGUACGUAGACACCAGCAAAUAGGCUAUUCCAGCGAUGGCGAUUCAGAUGAGGAGUAAACUAAGGAUAAUUAGCUGGCAACACUAAAUAAACAUCCACACACCCAGAUACACUUCUACCAUAUUUUGCUUAGAUAAGUAUAUUGAAGAAACAACAACAACAACUAAUAUAUUUGAUAUAUAAACAAAAAUUAAAUGAAAUUUUUCGUAGUGAAUUUUUUUUUUGAAUUAGUUAACUAAACUCUUAAAGACGCAACAGGAUGCAUUAUUUAAGAAAUUUAUGAAAGAUGUUAUAAGAAAACAGAACAAGAAAAAUACAAAAAAUUCUUCUAAAGAACCACUGAAAUGAAAUAAAACUAAAACAAGCAGAA
Messenger RNA from Musca domestica (house fly), 3509 nucleotides. RefSeq names its product ubiquitin thioesterase trabid (gene trbd). Gene Ontology annotation, biological process: protein K33-linked deubiquitination; cell migration; protein deubiquitination involved in ubiquitin-dependent protein catabolic process. Gene Ontology annotation, molecular function: K63-linked polyubiquitin modification-dependent protein binding; cysteine-type deubiquitinase activity. The coding region runs from base 754 to 3198 and encodes 814 amino acids. Gene Ontology annotation, cellular component: cytoplasm; nucleus. NCBI's taxonomy places the organism in Eukaryota, Metazoa, Arthropoda, Insecta, Diptera, Muscidae. The transcript has 10 exons. The record is from RefSeq and is a predicted model, not a curated record.